This is a messenger RNA of Ylistrum balloti, 1329 nucleotides long. RefSeq names its product tRNA-2-methylthio-N(6)-dimethylallyladenosine synthase-like. The transcript has a single exon. Gene Ontology annotation, cellular component: cytosol. The record is from RefSeq and is a predicted model, not a curated record. NCBI's taxonomy places the organism in Eukaryota, Metazoa, Mollusca, Bivalvia, Pectinida, Pectinidae. Bases 1 to 1329 code for a protein of 442 amino acids. Gene Ontology annotation, molecular function: 4 iron, 4 sulfur cluster binding; tRNA-2-methylthio-N(6)-dimethylallyladenosine(37) synthase activity. Gene Ontology annotation, biological process: tRNA methylthiolation.
AUGACUGAAAAACGCCAAUACUUUAUCCAAACUUAUGGCUGUCAAAUGAAUGUGCGAGAUUCUGAAUUAGUGGCUGCACAGUUCGAGAGCCUAGGUAUGUCAGCUGCUGUAGAUAAAGCAGAAGCUGAUGUUGUUUUUGUAAAUACCUGUAGUGUUCGUGAUAAAGCAGAACAGAAACUAUAUUCAGACCUCGGUCGUUUAAAACAAUGGAAACAAAACACGAAAAAAAUUAUUGUUGGAGGAUGUGUUGCACAACAGGAGCGGCAACGGAUUGCUAAACGUGCACCUUAUGUAGAUUUGGUUAUUGGCACCCAUCAAGUUCGAGAUAUCUCACGUCAUGUUAUCGAUAGCGAGAUGGCGGCAGAUACGCAAAUUCGUACGGAUUGGAAGCAUGACGAUCCUUAUCAGCGGUUAGGGAAACCCGAUCCUAUUGUUACAUGUAAACCUUCUGUUUUUGUCACAAUUCAAGAAGGUUGUGAUAACGUAUGUACUUUUUGUAUUGUGCCAUUUACCCGUGGGCGUGAGGUAAGUAGACCACCAGAGGCAAUACUUUCAGAAAUCGAAUCCUAUGUUAAGUUAGGUGCUAAAGAAGUCGUACUACUUGGCCAAAAUGUUAAUUCAUAUGGUCAUAAAUUUUCGGAAUUUCCAACAUUUGCAGAGCUUUUAGCCCAAGUUCACCAGAUAAAAGGCAUACAACGUAUACGUUUUACCUCCCCUCAUCCAAAAGAUUAUGGGCCAGACGUUAUCGAAGCAUACCAAAAUUUACCAAAACUUUGUCCUAGCGCACAUUUACCACUGCAGGCGGGUAGUGAUGCUGUUUUAAAGGCUAUGGGGCGAGGUUAUACAAGUCAGCAGUAUCUUGAUAUUGUUGCUGAUUUAAGACGUGCCCGUCCCGAUAUCCAUUUUUCUACAGAUAUCAUUGUUGGUUUUCCCGGUGAAACCCGUCAAGAUUUUGAACAGACACUGGAGGUGAUGGAAACUGUACGUUUUUCACAAAUAUAUGCUUUUGUUUUCAGUCCAAGGCCUAUGACACCAGCACAUAAGCUUAAAGAUAAAAUUGAUCUUCAAGAAAAAAAAAUGUGGCUGCAAGAACUUUUUGAACAACAACAAAAGAUUCAAACUGAAGAUCAACAAUACUUUCUGAAUAAACAGGUAAAGGUCCUGUGGACUGAGGUCCACGAUGGUAUGUUGAAAGGAAGGUCUGCUCAAGGACGAGUUGUUCAUGCAUUAGGAGAGGACAAGCAUAUUGGUGAGAUUGAUGAUGUCAAGAUUGAGCGGGCAACAGCGAAUGCAUUAUAUGGGUACUUAGUGCCUGCUCGGAAUCAUUAG